Molecule: messenger RNA, 729 nt
Organism: Symbiodinium necroappetens
Lineage: Eukaryota; Dinophyceae; Suessiales; Symbiodiniaceae
Source: the annotation of a GenBank genome assembly
AUGCACGAUCCCGAGAAAGAGUCCGGGGUCAGAAAUGACAACCCAAACUCAACGGAGCGGCUGAAGCAAGCUGUCGCUGCCCUGAAAAGCUCAAUCAGCAUCGUGCUGACCGAUGUCAACGAGCUGCAGGGAGAUGCCGGUCAUUCACAUGGAGGCACAAGCGCGCCCUCCGGGCAGCCCCGCAUCCGACAUUCCGUGACAGUCAGCGCCAGCUCCGAGCAAGAUCCGUCGGCAGCCAAUGGGAACGGUGGUUCCCCCAGCAAAGUGCCGAAGAUCCCAAAGCCGGGACCUUCAGCGAACUCACUGGGCAGGACGAGCGUAUACUCCGAAGCCGUAAGUGCCGAAGAUAGCAACAUUGCGGCUCACCCAAGUGCGAUCGCUCACAGAAAGCCGCCGUGCAGCCAUCGGAUAGUAAUAUAUCCUGCUUGGACAAGCAAGCUGGCGUGGGACCUGGCAGUGAUGCUUGUCGUGCUUGUAGAUGCAUUUGUGCUCCCAUACCAGCUGUCCUUCAAGCGGGAUCUUGAGCCGGAUGCCUUUGAUGAGUUUUGGUUCUGGAUCACCAGCUCAUUUUUUACACUGGACAUCAUCGCCACCUUUGACACAGCCCUCGGAGGUGAUGAAGACGAUCUCAUAGUAGACCAUCGAACCAUUGCGCGGGCUUACCUGCGUGGCUGGUUCUUUUUUGACUGGGUCUCAACCAUGCCUUGGAGUCGCAUGGUUGAUGCAAUG